Messenger RNA from Athene cunicularia (burrowing owl), 781 nucleotides. RefSeq names its product transcription factor 21 (gene TCF21). Gene Ontology annotation, molecular function: protein dimerization activity; DNA-binding transcription factor activity, RNA polymerase II-specific; RNA polymerase II transcription regulatory region sequence-specific DNA binding. The record is from RefSeq and is a predicted model, not a curated record. The coding region runs from base 161 to 781 and encodes 206 amino acids. Gene Ontology annotation, biological process: regulation of transcription by RNA polymerase II; developmental process. The transcript is spliced from 2 exons. Lineage: Eukaryota; Metazoa; Chordata; Aves; Strigiformes; Strigidae.
CUCUCUGGACUGGUAUCGCACCUUAGUGCCAGGGGGAGGAGGGAAGGAGAGGAAAAUACUGGCGCCCAUUCUCUCCCCCACCGCCUUGAAGCAGAUUUGAAGAGCUGCCCUUCUUCCCCCCCUCCCCCCUUCCCGCUGGUCCUUUGGCAUCUUCCAGACCAUGUCCACUGGGUCCCUCAGUGAUGUGGAAGAUCUGCAGGAGGUGGAGAUGCUGGAGUGCGAUGGCCUGAAAAUGGAUACUAACAAAGAGUUUGGGGCGUCCACCGAGAGCAACGAGGAGGGAUCCAAUGGCGAGAACGGCUCCCCUCAGAAGGGGAGAGGGGCCUCGGGCAAGAGGAAAAAAGCUCCCCCCAAGAAGAGCCCGUUAAAUGGAGUGAGCCAGGAGGGAAAGCAGGUCCAGAGAAACGCUGCCAACGCCAGGGAGAGGGCGAGGAUGAGGGUCCUUAGCAAAGCCUUCUCCAGGCUUAAGACCACCCUGCCCUGGGUGCCCCCAGACACCAAGCUUUCCAAACUGGACACACUGAGGUUGGCCUCCAGCUACAUCGCUCACCUGAGGCAGAUCCUGGCCAAUGACAAGUAUGAAAAUGGCUACAUCCACCCAGUCAACCUGAAGCUCGCCUCGCUUGACCACCUUCACCUAGCUGCGGUGGAUGCGUUUCUGUACGAGGGCGCCGGGUGGCAGCGCUGCCGCACGCUGCUGCGAGACCGGCCUAACAGGGAAGCAAAUCCGGUGUUAACCAGCGAUUCUGUCACUAAUGGACUCGCAGCCGAUUUUAAGUGA